AUUUUCUGAAAAUAGAAUGAGUGUUGCAUCUAAUUCUAAAUAGGAAAAUGAAGUCAAAGAAAGUGUAAUUGAAGUAAUAUUAAAUAAAGAUUAAAACUUAGACAAAAUUCACAUGGACAACCAAGAGUAUAGAAAAACUAAAAGAGCUACAUGUUUUGUAAUAGGGGAACUGGAAAUCUAUCAGUACAUUGAUAAAUGGUCCAACACCUUUAGAGUGUAUGUACAAAUGGCAACAACUCCAUCCAGAUCAAGUAAUAAAAUUAUAAUAAUAUAGACACCUUCUAGAUAACUAUGGUCAUCAGAAGAGGAUGAAUAAUUAAAAGAAUUAGUCUAAAAAUUUGGUAAAAAAUGGAGUAAGAUCUGUACAAUAAUGAAUUGGAGAACUGGGAAAUAAGUAAGAGAACGUUAUUUGAACUAAUUAUAAGGAACAAUUAAUUAAGACAAGUGGACUGAAGAGGAAGAUAAAUUGAUAUUAAAAUUAUAUAAGAAGUUUGGAACUAAAUGGAGCUAUAUUUCAAGUUUUUUAAAUGGAAGACCUGUAAAUUUCUAUUUCUAUUUAUGUAGGAAAAUAUGGUCAAAAAUAGAUUCUAUGCAAACUUGAAAAGAAGAUACUAAUGUGAUUUAGGUGAUUCAGAUGAUGAAGAUUUUGAAGAAGAAUCAUUCAAUUCAUCAAAUGAGGAAAAAAGUUAAAUUUAAAGGAAAAGAAAACCAUAAAAGACUCUUAAAGAACCAUUAAAAAUUAAAAAGCUUUAGGUUUCUGAUGAAAAUAUAGAAAAUUUUUAAAGAAUGACAAGAUCAAAAAAUCAAAAACAAAAUGAUGAUAGUUUAAAAUAAGAUAGUCCAAAUGAAGAUUAACAUAAUGAAAAUAAUUCAGGUAUUAUCCUUUUUUAUUUUUUUAGGAUUGUAAAAUAUUCAGAGUUCACCAAGUUAUUGUACUACUUAAGCAAAUUAAAUAACCAUUAAAGAAGAAAAUUAAUUAAAAUGUGAUAAUUUUAAUAAUAAUAAUUCUUCCAUCAUUUAAUAGCAUAUUCCGUAAAUUCCAUUAAUCAACUUAAUCCCAAAUUCCAUGUCCCAACCUAUUUUUAACCCUUAAUUCCUACAAUAAUAGUAAAAUGCUCUCAUUUAUCCAUAAAAUAAUUUACAAAGCUUGUCAAAUAAAUUAAAUACAUUUUAAUUCAAAUAGCCUUAAUUAGACAGAAUGCAAAUGUCAUAUCCAAUCAACUAAUUCCCAAGAAUUAGUUUUGUUAACCCUUUUUUAGAAAUUCUGUAACAAUAGUAAUUGCUUAAUAUUUAAAUUCCUAUCAAAUCUCAAUUUUUAGGUCAGAUUGAUCCAAUUACAUAAUGGACAGAAUUUUAGAAAACUUAUAAUAAUCAGAUGUUGUCAAAAAAUUUGUAACCAUGAGGUUAAAAGAGAAUGUAAAC
Messenger RNA from Paramecium sonneborni, 1422 nucleotides. Lineage: Eukaryota; Ciliophora; Oligohymenophorea; Peniculida; Parameciidae. The record is from the annotation of a GenBank genome assembly.